AUGGGGGUGGUGGUGGGGAGAGGGCUUGGAGUUGCGAAGCUUGAGAAGAUAUUGAGAGAACAGAAGGAUAAGGAAGAGAACAAGGUGGCUGUUGCAGAAUUCUCUUCACGCUUGCUUUCUGCUCUUCCUCGGCAGUAUCAGCCUCCGUCUUCCUCUUUCCUCUGUCCAGUGCUGCCUCCGGUGACUGCACCGCCUCCCAUGACAAUGAUGAGUCUCUCUUCUUCGACUACUUCUGCUAUGCAUGUUCCUUUAACCCAGACAUCUGUCCCAUUUGGCCCAUCUCCCUUUCCAGCGCCAGUCCUUUAUGGUAAUGCCGGCAUGAAUUCAACUAGUGGGGUUGGUGUUGGUGGUGGCAGUGGUGUCUUUGGUGAGCCAGCCACGGCUGUGCCGGGGUGUGGCUGUUUUCCCAGUUCUUGCGAGUCAAGUCUUCAUGGGGAUCCUAGGAUUGAAUCUAAUAGAAUGAAUACUGCCCCUCUUGUGCUGCAAAGAGAACAAUAUCCAUACCCAUCUCCAACGAUGAAUCCUUCUCCGUUGUCUGCCGCUUGGUCAACCUCGUUUCCAGCGGGACGAAAUCAUCAAAUAGAGCACCCUUCAAACCAAAGGCCUUAUGCCAACUACAAUUUCAUAAGGCCAGAGGAACAGAAGGCAUGUGCCAUUUUCCCCACUGCCCUUCGUUUUGGACCUUCUCUUCUUCUCUUUGCUGAUUCUAGUUGA
Vitis riparia (riverbank grape) is the source of this 714-nucleotide messenger RNA. RefSeq lists its product as uncharacterized. The record is from RefSeq and is a predicted model, not a curated record. Bases 1 to 714 code for a protein of 237 amino acids. The transcript has 3 exons. NCBI's taxonomy places the organism in Eukaryota, Viridiplantae, Streptophyta, Magnoliopsida, Vitales, Vitaceae.